Molecule: messenger RNA, 1110 nt
Organism: Diaporthe citri
Lineage: Eukaryota; Fungi; Ascomycota; Sordariomycetes; Diaporthales; Diaporthaceae
Exons: 3
Coding region: 1-1110 (369 amino acids)
Source: RefSeq, a predicted model, not a curated record
AUGGACGGCGAGAGUGAGCGGCAACAACACGACUUGCAGCGCGCCACCAAGCUCCUCGAGACGAUGUCCCGAGAGGAGCUGGUUGACAUGCUCCACGACAUCCUCUUCAACGAGCGCUCAGAUGACACCCGCAAGCUUUCGGAUUGGAUGGCCUUCCAGAUAAUCAUCCAGGACGAGACUCGCGACGCGCGCAGGCUACUGGCGCAGCUUGGCAAGGAUGGACGGAAUCACCGCAGAGUUGAAGUCUCCAAGGUUCCGAGUGUCAACGGCCGUAGCCUCACCAUUUCGCAUCAAGGAACCCAGGGACAAGAUGAUGAGCCGGAAGAAGACUCGAGCUCGGCCGCCUCGUUCGUAACCUGCUCCGAAGCAGAGUCUUCCCAACGUACCCCAUCGCGGGGAACUGUCAACGUUGUUGCUUCACAACCUCCGGAUGAAACCCUGGACGAAGCAACCCCGGCUGAGGCUCGUGGAAUCAGUGGCUCGUUCUCAAUGCCGAAAGAGACACUUUUCGGCGACAAUAAGGACCUUGAGGAGAUGGAUCUGCCCUCUUCAGCGUCGGGAGUGAGGGGUCGGGAUCAUGGCAGUGAUAAGCGUGCUUUUUGGACACAAUGGUGGUAUGGUACCAUUCUCCGCCGAAGGCAUCAGACCUCCUCGGAACCGAACAGCAGUGAGAAGGAGCGCCACCAGCCUCUGCCCCUUUUGAUCCCCGUCACAUCGAGCCUUCAAGCAGCGACCUAUCAAGACCAGCCUCCUCCAGCGACUCGUCCACAAUCAACUGGCAACAUCCGAAAACCAGCCUUGAAGGCCAGAAAAUUACGAACAACCAAUGAAUUGGGACAAAAGAAUCUGGCAGAUCUGUACGCAAGGUUCGACAUGGACUACGUGGAAAGUUUGAAAGCAGAUCUGCUGAACAUCAACGCUGGCAAGACGGACACUCUCGAAGCGGCUCUUUCAAUGACCACUUCAGCAUACGAGGAUAUGAAGAAGAUGCAGUGCCAGUUCUGCAAGCUCUAUUUCACCUCUGAGCAGAACUUGUGGGAGCUCGACAACGGCUUAAGCCCCUGUUCCUAUCACCCAGGUAAGCGGUUUGCUGACCUGACCUCAUCAUAG